GUUCAAGAAUGCAUAGCGAACUACCUCGAUGGAGGCUACAUGCGAUGUUUGUGGUGUCUGGGACAGAUGGUCGCCUUAGCUCUUACGAUAGUGACAUGCCUCUGUAUUGCUCGUCCACAUCCGUUGCUACUCUGGCCACAAUUGAUCAUUCAGAACUCCUACUGUUUCGGUCUGGUGAUUCUGACGAUCGCCACGGCCGACAAGCUGCUCGUCUCCAUCCUCCACCCGACCAAUCCACAUCUUAGUCUGCUAAUUCUCUAUUUUGGCAUAGGCACUUGUACAAACCACAUCUUCGACUACAUACUCUGGCAUUAUUACUGGCACGAGGAGUUCCAGUACAUCAGUCGGACUGGGAAGCAUGUGAUUCCUUUCUGGGUGUGA
Strongylus vulgaris is the source of this 381-nucleotide messenger RNA. Lineage: Eukaryota; Metazoa; Nematoda; Chromadorea; Rhabditida; Strongylidae. The record is from the annotation of a GenBank genome assembly.